AUGUCGAAGGCUAUACCCAAGUUCGGAUCGUUCAAGCCGAAAACUACGGCACCACCGCCCGCCUCUGUUGAAAAGGAGAAGAAGCAUAGGUCUAGAGAUAACGAUGGAAAAGAAGAAGAGCAUAGAAAGCACCGCCAUCGAGAACUCGAACGUAGAGGAAAGUACGGUCACGUUACUGAAUCUAUACCCGAACCCUCCCACGCCGCUGGAGGUAAAUCACCCAUCUCUGCCGAGACAUUUUUCAUAGACAAAAGAGGGGAUGAGAAGAACAUUGUCUACGGAAGUAUCCAUCGUUACGAUGUGCCUGCAUUCUAUAGGAUCGGUGCAGGUGGCGUCUUGGGGGCACCAUCCAAGUUAAAAAUCGACCGCGAUCACAGUGACGACAAAGGGAUUGUCCUAUACGACUGGAGGGCCUCCAGAUUUGGACACCGGGAGAAAUACGUCUUCUCCCGGGUCGAACGUGAAAGACCCCAGCUCUUGAGGAUACGACCCGAGAUUGCGGUUGAAAAUCCGGAAGAUCAGAGUUUAGAUUUUGUGUCUCUAGAUCUGGUCAGGGGAAAGAAACGCAAGAGGACUAGUGGGAACGAUAGUUUUGGUUCUGAUAAUGAUGAUACUCAUUACCGCUCGAUACAUGGAAAGUCAAAGGCCAGAAGCCAGCCAACUGAUGAGGCUUUACAGUACGCCACAGAAAGCGAGUCGUCAGGAUCUGAGGCAGGAUUCAAGUUGGAUUCUGAUGCCUCUCGGCGGCAAAAGAAUGUUGAACUGAGUCGGCGGAUUGAACAACAUCCCAAUGAUAUCGAUGCUUGGCUAGCAUUGAUCGGGCAUCAGGAUGUUCUUUUACGAGGCCAAGAUGACCGUCGCCGGAUAACCAAUGCUGAGACGAAGAGUACAGCGGAAAUCAAGAUUCACAUGUAUGAAAAAGCGCUUGAAAGAGCAACGAGUUUGAGAGAUCGUGAAAGGCUUCUGCUUGGCUUAAUGGAAGAUGGGGCAAAAAUAUGGGACACCAAAGCUCAAUCCGAUCGCUGGGAGAAAAUCUCUAAGGACAACAUUGAUAGUCUAAUGCUCUGGAGAAGCUUUCUUGAUUUCAAGCAAAGUACAUUCUCAACAUUUCGAUACGAAGAGACCCGGGAUAUCUGCAUCAGGAGAAUCAAACUUCUCUCUGAGGUUGCCUCUAGAACAGGCAAUGACACCGUCAAUCCUAUUUACCAGCAAAUCCUAUAUGUUUUAAUCCGGCUUACGACGUUUAUGCGUGAAGCUGGAUAUUCAGAGCUCGCAGUAGCAAUCUGGCAGGGGCUACUUGAGGUCAAUUUCUGCACUCCGAAGCAAGCAAUGUCAACAGAAGAAGGCGUUCGUCUGUUCAGCGAUUUCUGGGAGAGCGAAGUUCCUCGAAUCGGGGAUGAUGGUGCCAGUGGUUGGCGCUAUCAUAUUGAGAAUCAAGAUGCUCUAGAAGUAGAUGCACUCGUCGCAGAAGAAGAAAACAGUCUGGACAAUGGGAAUUUGUUCCAAAGCUGGGCAAACAAUGAGCGUUUAAGAUGCAAAGAUGCGUUCUUUCCAGCGAGAACCAUGGAUGAUGUUGUCGAAGACGACCCGUUUCGGGUGAUUCUCUUCCCUGACAUUGAGCAGUUCCUUAUAAUACUCCCACCCAAUGUGGAAGAACUACGCAAAAGCCUCCUUGACGCGUUUCUCAUCUUCUGUCAAUUACCGCCAUUGGGGAUUCUCGACGAAAGUACUACCCAAUCUUAUUUUACAGACGCGUUUGUGGGGAAUGAUUUGCUUGAAUGUAACUCUGCUUGGAUAUCCAACGCAUACGCGAAGAAGACCGAGCUAGAAGGUGGUAAUUUCGACAUAUCGACUGCAUUAGACAUACCACUGUCCAACUAUCAGAGCUCGCCUAGCACAAUGUUCUGUUCUAAGUUUUGGUUCAAAGGAAUUGCUGAUUGGCGUGACCGUUAUGCAGGAGAGUACGGACCGGUGUCCUACAAAUGGACUCGAAAUGCCCUCAAGCAGGUUGUCCAGGCACAUUUUCGAGAGGACUUGGCCGAGUACUAUUUGGCGUUUGAAUGGAGGAAUGAGCCAGAAACAAUCAAGAAGGUUUCGAAGAACCUUCUGAAGCAACAUCCUUCUAGUCUCAGAUUGUAUAAUGCCUACGCAAUGAUUGAAUCAGGCAGAGGGAAUAAGGAUGUUGCAGAUGGCGUGUUCUCUGCUGCUCUGAAUAUGAGCAAAUCUAUGUCUGAGAGCGACAAGAGGGGAUCUAUUAUGUUAUGGACGAAUUGGAUUUGGACUUCUUUGGAAGAAGGAGGUAAGAGCUCUGCGUUGCAGCAUCUGCUAUGUAUAGCGGAUGGUGCCAGCAAUACAUCAGUCGAAGUAUCUCCGACAGCUCUGUUCAAAACUAAACAACACCUUAUAUCGAACCGCGACUACCUCCUGUCCGCAGGCGAUACCCGCUUCGCCACCACAUACGGCGAAUGCUUGGCCAUGUUCGAAUACCUGACCGCUAACACAAGCCAAGAACCACAAUCUGAGGUCCAAGGCGAUAUCGCCAGUGCUCUUGCAUGCCAUGAAAAAGUAUCCAACACACUAACCAGCCGAAACCUUUCCCAAUCGCCCUCACACGAACUCCUCCUACAAUCCGCCGCCCGCCUUCUCUACCAUCACGCCCGCAUUGGACCCUUCCGCCCAGUCCUCCUCCGGGAACGGCUAUCGCACUUCAUCACCCUCUUCCCGCAAAAUACCAUAUUCCUUUCGCUCUACACAUGGAAUGAGUCCCGUCUCCGAAUAGACAACCGAGUCCGCAACAUCCUCUUUUCGACUAUCCUUACGCCCCAGAACGACGUCCUAACGUCACGUCUCUUCGCCAUCUACUAUGAGAUUGGCUACGGCACUAUCCAUUCCGUGCGCUCUGCCUUCGAGCACGCCGUUAACUCGCCAGCCUCAAAGUCCUCAGCUGGCCUAUGGAAAUUCUACAUCCUGUUUUGCCUCGAGACGCAGCAGUUCAGAUCAAAAGCGAAGGAUAUUUGGUACAGGGCCUUAAGAGCCUGUCCUUGGGCAAAGGAGCUCUAUAUUACUGGGUUUGAGAAAAUGGGUGACUUGGCUAGCUUCGACGAACUUAAAGGGACGUGGAGGGUAAUGGGCGAGAAGGAAUUAAGAGUUCACGUGGACCUGGAAGAUAAUUUUGAUGAGAUUCAGGAGCUCGAGCAUUCCGGUGGGCACAGACGUUUGGAUUCGAAAUGA
Messenger RNA from Lachnellula hyalina, 3231 nucleotides. RefSeq names its product NRDE2-like protein (gene Nrde2). Bases 1 to 3231 code for a protein of 1076 amino acids. The transcript is spliced from 4 exons. NCBI's taxonomy places the organism in Eukaryota, Fungi, Ascomycota, Leotiomycetes, Helotiales, Lachnaceae. Gene Ontology annotation, molecular function: protein binding. The record is from RefSeq and is a predicted model, not a curated record. Gene Ontology annotation, cellular component: catalytic step 2 spliceosome. Gene Ontology annotation, biological process: negative regulation of RNA catabolic process; regulatory ncRNA-mediated post-transcriptional gene silencing.